Molecule: messenger RNA, 885 nt
Organism: Cotesia congregata
Lineage: Eukaryota; Metazoa; Arthropoda; Insecta; Hymenoptera; Braconidae
Source: the annotation of a GenBank genome assembly
AUGUUCGGGAAACUAGUAGUUAUUGUUGUGCUCGUUACGCUCGUCAACAACGCAUCGCUUCGAGCUGUAGAGGAUGAAUCGACACUGCAGAAUGAAUCGACACAGCUGGAUGAAGCAGGUAAUCCUAUAGUUAACAACAGAAAUGCACCGGAGGCGCCUCCACGUGAAAUCAUUCAAUAUCUCAACUGCUCUGACUUGCACAAGUAUUCAUUGGCAGAAGAUACCAUUCAACUAAGUUAUAGCAUCAUUUUGGCCGCGUCCAACCCUUGCAUCAUGAAAGCGUCGGUAAUUAUUCUGGAAAACAAUAUUUUUCCCGGUUACGGAUAUGCUUAUAACAUAACUGGAAAGAGAAUAGUAAUGGUUGCUAAUGAAUUCAAAGGACCAGAACAAAAUCAUUACAUAGUUGGAGAUAAUGUACUUCUAGUUAAUAAUACAUAUCAAGGCAACCUCCAAGUUCAUGAAGUAGCGGGAUAUGAAGUCACUGCAUUCUACAAUGUAUUUGACGGUAAAUACAGAGUCCAUCAGUACGCAGCAACUAGUAUCCUGGUAUUUGAUAACGAAUCUAAAGGAAAUCCCUUUGAUGUUAUACUUACGGAAAAUCCCCCGAACUUAACGUAUGGUUUGUACCCUAACGUUCUGUCAAAUUAUGAAACUGGAGCCUUUAAUAAUGUAAAACUACAAACAGAAUACAGUUUAGGCAAAAUGAGUCAAGAAACGUUCGACUUAACGCCUAUGAGCGUUACCAGAUUUCUAGAAGAAGUGAAGUUUGGAUCAAAAAUUAAUCGUCCUGUAGGUGCUACUAUCGUUGGAAAACUCCAAGAGUUAAUUGAUAAUCGUAUUUCAUAUGAUAUAUAUUCCUCACGCGACGAAAAUGGGAUUUAUUAA